Malassezia restricta is the source of this 909-nucleotide messenger RNA. RefSeq lists its product as uncharacterized. The record is from RefSeq and is a predicted model, not a curated record. NCBI's taxonomy places the organism in Eukaryota, Fungi, Basidiomycota, Malasseziomycetes, Malasseziales, Malasseziaceae. The transcript has a single exon. Bases 1 to 909 code for a protein of 302 amino acids.
AUGCCACUGUCGCAGGCACUCAAGGCCCUGGUGCAUGCGCCGCGGUAUGCGGCGCGCGCGUCAAAGUACCAGCCGGGUGUCACUAUACCAGCGGGUGUAUCGGGCAGUCCCAAAGCGGCGCCGCAAGUGUCGAUUUUACAGGACCUGUUCCGUCGUUUGGAGCGAGAUGCCGCAUCGCAUGGCGUUCGCUGGGGCGAGUGGCUCACUCUCUCUACUGCGACGCUAUUUGCGAUCAAUGCGCCCAGCACGCUGCGUGUGCUGCACACCUAUGUCAUGCAGCACGGUGGCACGCUUCGUCCUCUGGCCGAUCGUGUCGACCGUGCGUGCCUGAUGCGAGAAGUCGGCCUCAAGACGCUGGGACUGAUCGGGACGCCGAGGGCCAUCAACAAUUUGGCUGCGCUGCGUGCGUCUGUGGAUGCGGAUGCCGAGUUGGCCGCGCACAUGCCGACCGAGUCGCGGCGUGCGCUCUCACCCGAGCAGCUGCAGCAGAGUUUCCGAGCCGGCUCGGACUUGUUUGAUGACAUUUAUGCGAAGCAAUCGCCCAAGCUGCGUGGUGUGCUGGCGCACCACCACCCUGAUCUUGGCGAGUAUAUCGUGCAUUAUGAAUAUGGCCCCCUGUUUGCGCCGGCAUCGCAGUACCACCAUGCACCUGAACCCGCUUGGGAGGUGAACCGUGUGCGAAUGAGUCUGCUGGCCAUAGCGUCGCUCCAUGCGCAGGGCGGCGUGGCGCCGCAGGUCGUGAGUCACGUCUACGGCCUGCUCCGCGCGCGGCCGCACAUCCGGGAUGAGGCGGGUCUCGCAUUUCUCACCUCGGAAGCGGGCGCGAUGUGGGCGCUCGAGACGAUCAAUGACAUGUGCCGCGUCGUGGAUGGCGCGGAAGAUGCGGAACGCCAAGUAGCUCACUUGUAG